Messenger RNA from Scomber scombrus (Atlantic mackerel), 1857 nucleotides. Its product is annotated as growth hormone receptor-like. Bases 1 to 1857 code for a protein of 618 amino acids. Gene Ontology annotation, cellular component: external side of plasma membrane. The record is from RefSeq and is a predicted model, not a curated record. Gene Ontology annotation, molecular function: protein binding; cytokine receptor activity. Gene Ontology annotation, biological process: cytokine-mediated signaling pathway. Lineage: Eukaryota; Metazoa; Chordata; Actinopteri; Scombriformes; Scombridae. The transcript has 11 exons.
AUGAAGGCUAAUCUUGGCAUUAAUGGUCCUCCAUACACAGAGCUCAGAGCUGCAGACUGGAGGUGGAGGAAAAUCUCCUUACGGGACUGGAGUGGGCUAGAAAUACACAGAGACGGCUGUGAGCGCAACAGUCUGCUGCCUGCACCACGGAGCCAGCAGCUGCAGCCACAGCUCCGUCUCUUCACAGGGACUUCACCCGGACUACCAGCUGCAUCCGCCGGCCGCUGGUCGGUCCUGCUCCCGGUGCGGCUGCAUGUUGGAGGAAUCUGUCUCCAGACGGCUUUAACGCAGCAGCAGACGUCUCUUCACGCUGUUUAUUCACCUGUCAGGAUGUUUGUGUUGCUAACGGCAACAGGAGCUCAGAUCACAGAGGAUGUUGCCGUGACGACGAGGCCUCACAUCUAUUUCUGCCGCUCGCCCAACAUGGAGACCUUCACGUGCUGGUGGCAUCCACUCGACAACCUGACGGACGGAGAGGAGGUCACCUACGUCGUCACCUACUCCAAAGAUAAGGGGCCCAAACACCAGUGUCCAGACUAUACCAGCGCCGGUCCCAACAGCUGCCACUUUGACAGCGGCCACACGUCUGUAUGGAAGAUUUACUGUUUGAACGUCACGGCCGUCACCGCCCAGAGGAACUACACCUCCCAGGAGCACUGCCUGGACGUGGCAGAGAUAGUUCAGACCGAAGCUCCGGUGAAUCUGACCUACAGGCUGACGGACGCCGGCGGGGAUGAAAUAGGUCACGACGCUCUGCUGUCCUGGACGUACCCGGUUCCCUCCGACCUGCAGUACGGAUGGAUCACGCUGGUGUACGAGCUGCAGUACCGACGAGUCAACGAGCCCGACAACUGGAAGGUCAAACAGCCGCUGCGGGAGCCUCACGUCGAGCUGCUCGGACUUCCCGCCGGCGACUACGUGGUUCGGGUUCGCUGCCGGUCGCAUAACACCGGACUGUGGAGCCAAUGGAGCGACGCGCUGCUGAUGAGCUUCCCCACCAGGCCGCCUGCAGGUAAGCUGCUGGUUCUGAUUCUGGUGACGGGCGUCGGCGUCGCGGCUCUGCUGGUCAUCACCUUCGGUGUUAUUCCACAGAGCAAGAGAAUAAAAGAGUAUUUCCUGCCGCCCAUUCCAAAGCCGCGGAUCAUCGGCAUUGACCCGAUGCUCCUGAAGAAGGGGAACUUGGACGAAAUCAACCGUCACUUCAGUAACUUCCACAGCUACAGGCCUCCCAGCUACUCCGAGGAGGUUUGGGAUGAGGUGAGCGCCGACAACUUCUAUCUGACGUCGGCGAAGGACUGCGACGCCCCGGCCGAUCCCACCGACCGAGAGAAGGACGCCCUCAUGGCGCCAUGUGAGCUGACGCCCGUUGCCGCACAUCAUCAGUUCAUGACCCAAAACCUGACGUCAUACAUGCAGAGCGCGUCGCCCUACUGCUCCCCGCCUCCCGACGCCUUCGCCACGCCGCUGGACACGCCCUCGUCGUGGCCGAGGCAGGAGAUCGUGUCUCUCCCCGGAACGGAUUACAGCAUGAUGGGACACCCAAACCUUCCCGUCACCGCGCCUGCACCCAACCCGGCUGCCGUCACCGCUAACCGCUCGCCACAGGAUUUCUACACCUGCGUCCAGCUCAUGAACGAAAGUGGCGAGGUGCACCUGGUGCCGUGUUUACCGCCGGCGUACUGCAGAGAGUUCCCGCCUUUCCCGAUGGACGACUUAGACACGGAGGAGAAGAAGAAGAAGCUGGCUGACUACCAGGCGAGGAAGAACGUGAAGAACGGCUCGAAAAGCAGCGUCGAGGCGGAGAGGGGCGAAGCCGUCGUCCCUCUGCUGCCUGUCGCCGCUGACAACAAGGGCUGA